AUGAAACACACCUCAGAAGUGGACACCAUCAAGAUCAAAAUGAAGGAGACAUUUCAGUACCGUCGCAAGAUGAUUCAAGACCCAAACAGAAGCACUGAUGUGUUGAAAUUUCCACGCUUCUUGGAUGUUCAAGGCCUGAUUGAACAGGAUUUUGUUUUGCUCUUUGGUGAAAAGACGACUUCUAAGCUUUUAGAAAGGUGGCCAACUACAUUCAUGCACAAAGUUAUUCAGCAAAGCAAAAGUCUUAACUCCUCCCAAGCUCUUCAGGACUUGAUUGACUGUGCCGAAAUGACUGUGAAGGAGAAUGAAAUAGGGGAUGCAGGAUGGAACAGUGACAUUGCUUCUAUUCUUCUUUUACUUCAUUUGAUCCCACCUUCACCACAAGGCAGAAAGAGACCUGGAAAGAUGUCCGCAUCUCAAGCAGAAAAACACCUCGUCAUCUUCAAAAAGGCCGGUACUAACAUACAAGAGCACCUGGACUCAAUUGAAGAAAGCACACAGCCAUACCUGCUUGCCAUGGGUCCAAAGAAGAACAGCAUUCAUGUAUACUACAUCAUUCUCGACAAGAAAGCCAUACCGUGUAAAUCAGUGAGUGGUCUCAGUGCCUUUGAUGAACUUUUCAAAGCGCACUUUGUGUUUGGUGCAUCUUACAGCAAAGUCCUGCACAACAUGUACACCUUUGUACAAACAACAGUUUUUCAGAUUGACAUUGGGAAAGUCAAAGAGUGCCCAAGAGUUGCUGAACUCAGAGCUAGAUUCCUGCGUUAGAUUUGAUUGCUGGGAAAAAUGAUUUGUUUUGUUUGUUUUUGUUGUCUGAAAAACACAAAUGUUCUUGUUCGACAUCUAAAGUUAAUUCAUGGGCUCUUGCCUGGCAAAUCACUUAGACUGAAAUGUGGUGAAGCAGGUUGCUGUUUAGAAUUUGCAACUUUUUCAGGUUUUCGCAAACAUUUAAAAAGAGUUCAUGAAGCAGGUGAAGUUUUGUUAUGUGUAGAGGAUGAUGCUGUUGUUCAUAAUGCAGUUGGGCUACCAAGUAAUACUGAUGUGGCUACAUGUUCAAAGGACAGUUCUUUGCCAGUUCCCAGCAAAAACACUACCGAUUUGUGUGCAUCAGCAAUAGCACAAUUGCAAGCUGCAGGUGUUAGUCAGACUACUGUUGAUACUUUUGUUAUGUCUAUGGAGGAAGUAGUUCAAGACAUCCAGGAUCAAGUAAAAGAGACCGCUAUAAAAUGCUUAUUUUCAGAAAACACGGACAUUAAAAGUUCAAUUGAGCAGUCAUUUCAUGAAAUUGAAAACCCUUUCACCAUGCUUAAUUCCAUAUCUAAACGAAAAUCAUAUUUUACUAAAAAAUGGGGAAUUGUCCAGCCUGUGGAGAAAGUAAUUGGGGUCAGAUUUGACAACAGAAAAAACAGGACUACUGGAACUUAUGAGCAAGUUGCAGUGACUGACAAGUUUGCCUAUGUUCCAAUACUCCAAACAUUACAGAACAUUUUAAAGCACCCAAACACCACAUGCAGGUUCAAGUCAGGUUUACCUAAUAAAAACGGUAUUUACUCUGAUAUUGAAGAUGGACUGUACAUAAAAAGUCAUCCCCUGUUUUCGACUGAAAAAAAUGCACUUCAGAUUCAAUUGUAUUAUGAUGAAUUCGAAACUGCCAAUCCUUUGGGCUCAAAAAAGGGAAUUCACAAAUUAGGCGGUAUAUAUUUUACUUUGAGAAAUUUCCCACCACAAUUUAAUUCAUCUCUAACAAACAUACAUUUAUGUGCACUUUUCCAUGCCCAAGACAUCAAAACAUAUGGAUUUGAUGCAAUAUUGGAACCUAUUGUCAAUGACAUAAAAGUCCUUGAAAACAAGGGUAUACAAGGACCUGCUGGUUUUGUGCGUGGAAGCAUUGUCCAAGUAACGGGAGAUAAUCUUGGUUUACAUGGCCUUUUUGGAUUUGUUGAAUCUUUUAGAGCUCGGAAUAACUGUAGGUUUUGUCUCACUGAAAGGGAAGAUUAUCAAACUGUGUUCUGUGAAGAUGAGCCAAAUGUAACUUUCCGCACCAAAGAAACACACGUACGACACUGUGAAGCUCUACAAUCAGACCCAACACUACAACAUGUUUGUGGUGUGAAACGUACAUGUUUGUUAAACACUCUGCAGUACUUUAAUAUAUCAGACAACUUUUCUGUAGACAUAAUGCAUGAUAUUUUAGAGGGAGUUGCUCAGUUUGAAUUAAAACUUGUUUUAAAGUAUGUUCAAGCUAAUUUUUUGACAGCGAAAGAGUUGGAUGGCAGAUUAAAUUCAUUUAAUUAUGGGUACAUGGAGAGGAGAAAUCGGCCUCCUUCUAUAAAACUGGAUGACGAGAGCAAUGAUUUGGGCAUAAAUGCAAUACAGUGUUGGUGUCUACUUCGAAAUGUGCCGCUGAUAUUUGGUGACAUUGUGCCCCAAGACGAUAAAUACUGGCAAUUACUACUACUUUUACUACAAAUAGUGAACAUUGUAUUUUCUCCCAUUUUAACUGAAGGACUUACUGUUUAUUUGAAACACUUAAUUACUGAGCAUCACAGGCUGUUCAAGUGCUUAUUCCCAGGAAAGAAUCUGCUGCCUAAACAUCAUUUAAUGUGUCACUACCCUCGGUGUAUACGAAAUAUUGGGCCUAUUGUUCACAUGUGGUCAAUGCGAUACGAGUCCAAACACAAUUUCUUCAAGACUCAACCAAAAUGUUUCAAGAACAUAACUAAGACGCUUGCCAAAAAACAUCAGAAUUUCAUGGCAUAUAACUGGGAAGCCUUUAACCAUGACAGAAUUGUACUUGGACCAGGAAAGAAUGUGUGUGUCAGUGACUUGAAUGAAAGUGUUCAGAUUGCAUCUAAGUUGAACAUUCCUACAGAAACAAAUGUUCUCUCAGUGAAAUGGGUGAAGUAUAAUGGAACUGAAUAUCGUUCUACCUUAGUUAUUUGUGGUCAGGUAGACCUUGAUUUGCCAGUGUUUUAUAAAAUCAGGGAUAUUAUUGUCAGAAAUGAAUGCGUGUUACUGGUUACAUCGCAGCUCAAAACUGUUUGUUUUGAUGAACAUCUUUUGGCCUACAGAAUUGAUCACAGACCCAGCGCAUCUCUGAAAGUGUUUACUGUCAAUGAACUCACUUAUUACAAACCUUUUGAUGUGCAGAUGUCCUAUGGGUCUGAUAAUUUCUUUUGUUUUGUUGUACCCUACUGUAAUCUUAUUCAAAUUUAGCUGUCACUUGUUCAUGUCUCUGUGAAGUUAAUGAGUUUGUUUUAUCCAUUUUGUAUUUCUGUGCAACCCCUCAUGAAUUUGACUGAACUGUUGAAUGUUGUUUUAAAGUAGCCACUUUGCCCAGUUUUUAAAUAAAAAAUAGUUGU
Messenger RNA from Carassius auratus (goldfish), 3362 nucleotides. RefSeq lists its product as uncharacterized. NCBI's taxonomy places the organism in Eukaryota, Metazoa, Chordata, Actinopteri, Cypriniformes, Cyprinidae. Bases 1 to 768 code for a protein of 255 amino acids. The record is from RefSeq and is a predicted model, not a curated record. The transcript has 4 exons.